UGGGUUUGAGACAGGAGGUGAAGGAGGCGAGCAGGUGACGGCGGCCGGAGGGGAGAGAGGUAUGAGGGGACAGCUCAAGUCACUCUUCUCUCUGGUGAUAACUCUCCUGUGUUUGGGGAGCCUGCUGACCUCUGUCGUCUGGUACUUGCUCGACAACAAUGUGGACCAGCGCUUACCAGCCCCUCAGAAGAAAAGCGCCCCCAAGACCUCUGACCUCUGCAAAGGCUGCAAGAAUAUCAUCAAAAAAGUAAUGCAGGGUUACUCUCAAGCCUGGACGAAGCAGGAGGACAAAUGUAAAAAAUUCAGAUCUCAGCUGAACAGCAACUGCAAUGGUUUUGACAAAGCCAUCAUUACCCAGGCCAACACUCCGGUGGGAUCCAACCUCGUUUAUGACGGGGAAAAGAAGAGGAGCCUCCAGGUGUCUCCGGAGGUUUUCAGCACUUUUACAAAGGAGCAUCCUUUCUCAAAUAAAACAUGGGACACGUGUGCUGUUGUCGGGAACGGAGGAAUCCUGACUGACAGCAGCUGUGGAGAGAGAAUUGAUUCAGCUCAGUUUGUCAUGAGGUGCAACCUUCCUCCUUUGGGAAAUAGUUAUGAGAAGCAUGUCGGUGUCAAAACGGACCUCGUGACAGCGAACCCAAGCAUCCUCAUGGAGAAGUAUGGGUCUCUGAUGAAGCGUCGUCGUCCGUUUGUGGAAAGUCUGCAGAUUUACGGCAACUCCCUGCUACUCCUUCCCACCUUCUCCUAUCGCCAAAACACUGCUGUAUGUCUGCGGGCCACCUACAGUAUUGAGGACUUUGGAAGCCCCAUGAGGCCCGUCUACUUUAACCCUGAGUACCUCCAAAGACUGACUGCCUUCUGGCGCACACAAGGCUUGCGAUCAGUGCGGCUGAGCACCGGGUUAAUUAUGGCUAGCAUAGCUUUGGAGGUCUGCGAAAAUGUGCAUCUGUAUGGGUUCUGGCCCUUCAGUAGUCACCCCUAUGGACUCUACAACAUAAUGCACCACUACUAUGAUAACAGAGAAAGUAAAAAAAGAAUCCACUCCAUGCCAGCUGAGUUUGAGCUCUUGUUGCGGUUGCACAGUGAGGGGGUUCUCAAGCUUCAUCUGGGAGAUUGUCAACAAGGAAAAAAGUAAACUCAUGGACUACUGACGGAACAGAAGCAAAGUGCCUUCUUUGUACCAUCAGGGUAAAGCAAAUCACUCAUGUAGUCUUUCAUAAUAUUUUAAAUGAAUGGACACAAUGAUUGGCUGGUGAUGCCAAGUUGGCUGAACAGCAACUGAAACAUCUGGACUGAUGCAGAAAAUCCAAGACUGAAAAACGCUGGAUCUAAAACGGACUGCAUUUAUUACCACGUGUGUUUCAGCUCCAAAGGAACUCCUUUGUGAGGCCCAGGUCUACAGUGUAGUGCCUUAUAUUAACCUGUUAAUGCUGGAAAGUAAUAUAACCAACCACAGAAGCUUUUAAAGAGGUCAUAUUAGGCCCUUUUUGGGGUUCGUAUAUUUAAUCUAUGUAUCUACUAAAGUAUGUUCACAAUAGCUAAAGUUAUAAAAAAGUGUCUGUUUUCAUGAACUGUUGCUCCAUGCACCGGCUCGCUUCUGACUAUCUCUAAGGCUCUGAAGUGCCCACAUUCAGAGUCCCCACGUGUGCCAAGUCUGAUCUGAUUGGUCGGCCUGUCGGCUCUGCCUUAAUUGGUCAGUCGCUCAGCACGGUUCGGAAAUGUCCCGCCCCUUUUACCAUAUUGGGAAUGCAGCCACUUUGGCUCCGAAGGGAGCAAAAACAGUAGCACCUUAGCACUACUGUGCUACCGCAGGCUACGGCAUAUCGUGGGCGUGCUACAGAAGUUAAUGGGCCUACAACAUGAGCUGCUGGGCUUGCUACAACGAGCUAAUGGGCUUAGAUCAGUGAUCUCACACUGACAAUACGUCACACUGGCAAAUUUUUUUCGAGGGGGGCUAGAACCGAGCGUUACAUGCAGCUAAUGCUACAGCUAACAGGAGGACGUAGGAGAAGCCGCGUUUCCGCGGACUUUGAAGUUUUUGCACAUAGAUGUGCCUAAACAUACACAGGACACUUGGAAAACACACUAAAGAGCAUAUAAAACCAGAAAAAGCAUAAUAUGACCCCUUUAAAACAAACUGAAUGUAAUUUGAAGAAAAUCAAAUACCUCUCGUACAUGAAGAUUGUCUGACUUAAAAAGCAGCACACCGGAAUGUGAUGAAUCUUUUAAAUCAUCUAUUUCACCACUUCAACAUAUGUGUGUGUAUAUAUAUAUAUAUAUAUAUAUAUAUAUAUAUACAUAUAUAGGAAAACUGUUGAGGGUAAAUGUUUGGUCUUCACAUACUUCUUUCACAUGAUUGUUUAAAAGUAGCUGGUACUGAUUGUGAAAGAUAAGUUUCUGCACUCUGUUUCCGCUCUACAACACUGACGAGGCUUGAUUUUAAAAAGCAGCAGAUCUCAGAGGGCCUGGAGGGGUCGUGUCUCUGUAGCAUAUAAACCAUCAUGGGGGCAGACGCCAUAGAAAGAAACAGAAUAGUGACACUUAUACUGUAUAUAAAGGUUGCUAGGGUGAGCAAUGUUACAAUGUGUGCGCAUGUUGUGUCAUCAGAAACCAGGCAAAGAAAGGUGCUAUCUAAAAGAGUGUGAACUUCCACAUACUGGUACGAAGUAUUUUGAAAUAUGAAUGCUAAAUCAAUGCCUAACUGACUUUAAUGAUAGCGAUUGUCAUUUGUGCACUUUGGGUGAAAAGUAUAACUUUGGAUACGCUUUUUACAUCUGAAUCAAGACUUGUGUUAAUAUUUUGCAACCAUGUGUAUUUCCUUUCAUGAAAGUGUUGCCAGUGAUUUCUUUUUGAUUUUUUUUGUCAUCCAGAGAAAUAAUGUAAAAGCUGUAGAUGACCAAACUUGACGACUCUAUGAGCCAACUGUAGAAAAAAAAAAAAAAGCAUUGUCUCUGGUUUCUGUUUCCAUUUCGGUGAAUAACACGAGGCGUGAGGGAAUUUGAAUUGAGGAAUAAAUAUUUCUCAGAAAAACA
Messenger RNA from Labrus mixtus (cuckoo wrasse), 3032 nucleotides. RefSeq names its product ST8 alpha-N-acetyl-neuraminide alpha-2,8-sialyltransferase 6 (gene st8sia6). Gene Ontology annotation, molecular function: alpha-N-acetylneuraminate alpha-2,8-sialyltransferase activity. The transcript has 7 exons. Gene Ontology annotation, biological process: N-glycan processing; oligosaccharide metabolic process. The record is from RefSeq and is a predicted model, not a curated record. Bases 62 to 1135 code for a protein of 357 amino acids. Lineage: Eukaryota; Metazoa; Chordata; Actinopteri; Labriformes; Labridae.